AAUCUCCACCUAGGCGGGCAGUCUUGGAGAAUCCAAAGGCGUGGUGGGCGGCAGAACGAUGGCGGACGCGGAGAAAAACGCUGUUGCGGAGAAAAACGCUGUUGAGACCAAAGAGGUUCUGGAGGAGGCAGCAAACGUUCUAGAACCUGUAGGCUUGCAGGAGGAAGCAGAGCUGCCUGCCAGGAUCAUGGAGGAGUUUAUGAGGAACUCGCGGAAGAAGGACAAGCUGCUCUGUAGCCAGCUCCAAGUUGUGAACUUCUUACAGACCUUUCUGGCUCAGGAGGAUAAUAGUGACCAAAACCCAGAUGCUUUGGCUUCUGAAGAUAAAAGUCGACAGAAGGCAAAUGAAACUAAGGAGGAGUGGAAGGACAUGAAGGCUACAUACAUGGAUCACGUGGAUGUCAUAAAAUGUGCCCUGUCUGAGGCCUUACCCCAGGUGAAAGAGGCUCACAGGAAGUACACAGAGCUUCAGAAGGCUUUUGAGCAACUGGAGGCUAAGAAGCGAGUCCUUGAGGAGAAACUUCAACUAGCUCAGAAGCAGUGGGUGCUGCAACAGAAGCGUUUGCAGAAUCUGACAAAGAUUUCUGCAGAGGUAAAGAGACGCCGGAAGAGGGCUUUGGAGAAGCUUGACGGAUCACAUCAGGAACUUGAAAACCUGAAGCAGCAAGCAGGGCAGGAACAGGAGAAGCUGCAGAGGAACCAGAGCUACCUCCAGCUGCUGUGUUCCCUGCAGAAUAAGCUGGUCAUCUCCGAGGCCAAGGCUGAGGACAAAGAUGGCAAAGGGCGAGAUGUUAAAGGGCGAGAUCUCAAAGCCCUUCCACCCAAGUCUCCCUAAAGGCGAAAGGAUGAGAAGAGACUCAUGUAUUCCGGCUGUGCGCGUACCCUGCUUGGGCUGAGACCAGAGCAGUUCCUUCGCUGUUGUAUCUCUAGGCCGAAGCCUGCAAGCUUGUAGCCUCUGUACAACCUAAUUCACCAAGCUGAUUCAAUCUGGCAUCUUUUGGCUUCUCAGUGAAUUGUUGUGUUUCGUCUUUUGACAGUAUGUUCUGGCUUGUUCUGUCUUCAACUGUGUCUAACAUGCUGUCCCUGCGGCCUGUCUCUGUAAAACUGUGCCAGUGAAAUUGUCACACGCAUGCACGCACGCACACAGGCACGCAUGCCACAACCACCCUUUUCUCUUGCUGAUCUUCAGUAGUCUCUCCUCUUGCCCUCUCUUUUUCUUUGUCUUCUCUUCCCACCAGAUGUGAAAGCAACUUUAUGCGACAAUUGAUGUCAAUUGUCCCGGAGGUUUACUGCUGAAUAAGCUCACCCUUUGUAGUUCUGAAACUCUGGCUGGCUGAUUCAACUCAGCUGUUCUGGUUCAAAACCCGUCUCCAAGCUGACUGAUUCAGGGGGCGCUCUCUUGGCUUCUGACUUAAUUGCUCUGCUUGGAAAGUCUGCUUCUGAACUCCAGGAAUGGAACUGUACUGACUGCCCUGACUCAACUGAACUGAACUGCACUGAAGUGAUUGACUCUUUCCCCCUGUACUGCUCUUAAGUAGCCUCUCUUUCCUGUGCUGUCCUCUUGAGUCAUGCUGUCAUAUCUUUCUCUGGUUCAUCACUUGUCCCUCAGUUAGCCUGGCAAUUUCAAACAUGUCACUUAACAUUUCAGUUGUGGUCACUUAAUACUGCGUUCAGAACUUGAGUCUAUUGAAUCCAGAAUGUGAAUCCAUGCCUUUGUGACUGUGACCUCACUCUCUUCAGUAUUGUGUAAAAGUUUUAGGAACUCUCCAAGUAAAUACUUGGUGAUUGUUCAUUGAUAGAAAAGAAAAAUGCUGUGCAGAUAAUAAUAAAUACAAAACUAUAAGGUUA
Messenger RNA from Grammomys surdaster, 1848 nucleotides. It is a transcript of the gene Zwint, whose product is annotated as ZW10 interacting kinetochore protein. Gene Ontology annotation, biological process: mitotic sister chromatid segregation; mitotic cell cycle checkpoint signaling; establishment of localization in cell. Gene Ontology annotation, cellular component: nuclear body; cytosol; dendrite. The record is from RefSeq and is a predicted model, not a curated record. The coding region runs from base 59 to 835 and encodes 258 amino acids. NCBI's taxonomy places the organism in Eukaryota, Metazoa, Chordata, Mammalia, Rodentia, Muridae. The transcript is spliced from 8 exons.